AUGUGGCAUGACUGGGUGAAAAAAGGGAUAAGAAAAGAAGGAUUUUUCUUUCCUCAUUUUCUGCUCUUCAACCUGGAUUAUAACAAUGGGUUUAGUAAAGUAUUAUGCAAUGGUGCCCUCAUGCCCAAACAACAAGCACUUCGAAUGCAAAACACAGGAUCAAUACAACAAACUGAACAAAUGUAUGUUGAUAUUCUAAUGGAGAGACGACAAAAACUCAAAAUGCCACACUCAGCAAAAUUAGACCAGAAUGUUCUGAAGCAGUAUAUGAACAUCCCUAUCCCUGGUGACAAGACACAGGUCAUGUAUAUAUGGAUCGAUGGAACUGGAGAAGGCCUUAGAUGUAAAACUAAAACAAUGGAUGAAGAGCCCAAAAAACCAGAUGAUUGCCCCAUUUGGAACUUUGAUGGUUCUAGCACGGGACAGGCAGAGGGCUCUAACUCUGAUGUAUACCUCUACCCUGCUGCCCUUUAUAAGGACCCCUUCAGAAUGGGCAAAAACAAACUUCUAUUAUGUGAAACCUACAAAUACAACAAAACUCCCACAGAGACAAACAAGCGUGCAACUUGUAAGAAAAUCAUGGAACAGGUCAAGGAUCAGAAGCCUUGGUUUGGUAUGGAGCAGGAAUACACUAUGUUAGACCAAGACAAUCAUCCAUUUGGCUGGCCAAAGAAUGGAUUCCCAGGACCACAAGGACCUUACUAUUGUGGUGUUGGAGCAGAUAAAGUAUAUGGAAGAUCUAUAGUAGAGGCUCACUAUCGUGCUUGUCUGUACGCUGGUGUCAAAAUUGCAGGAACAAAUGCUGAAGUAAUGCCUGCUCAGUGGGAGUUCCAAGUUGGACCCUGUGAAGGUAUCACCAUGGGAGAUGAUCUCUGGAUUGCUAGGUUUCUCCUCCAUCGUGUUGCUGAAGACUUUGGCGUCAUCAUGUCCCUAGACCCCAAGCCAAUGCAGGGAGAUUGGAACGGAGCUGGCUGUCACACAAACUACAGUACUGAAAAUAUGAGGAAAGACAAUGGAAUCAAGGUUAUUGAAGAAGCAAUAGAGAAACUCUCCAAAUGCCAUAUGAAGCAUAUCAAGGCAUAUGAUCCUAAUGAUGGUGAAGACAACAAACGCCGUCUUACAGGUUUACAUGAAACAUCUAGUAUGACUGACUUUUCUGCUGGCGUCGCAAACCGCGGCUCAAGUAUCAGAAUCCCCCGUCAAGUUGGGGAAGAUGGCAAAGGAUAUUUUGAGGACAGAAGACCAUCUUCAAAUUGUGACCCAUACACAGUGACCGAAUUAAUGUGUCGUACAACAAUUCUCGGUGAACUAUAACAAGAGCAAAUAAUUGAAAAAAUAGUCUUUUAGUGUUAUAAUAUUUUUAUGAAGACAAUUAAAUAGCGAAAUGAUAUCUUCUAA
Molecule: messenger RNA, 1398 nt
Organism: Owenia fusiformis
Lineage: Eukaryota; Metazoa; Annelida; Polychaeta; Sabellida; Oweniidae
Source: the annotation of a GenBank genome assembly